UGGAAGCUUCCUGUCUGACUUUAGUUUUCGCCUGAGUGAUAAAGUUCCAGAUAGAAAAGAAUCAUCGGGUCACAGAAACAGUUUAGACAAUGGCCCCCAGUAUCUCCAACUGUCUUCAUCGCGAAGUCCCCUGGGACAUCUCGUUCUCUGGAUCUGGAUUCCUGGCCACUUAUCAGUUAGGAGUUGCCCUGUGUUUUCUGAAGAAUGCACCUUGGGUACUGCGCUCAGCAGCCUGCAUCCUCGGAGCAUCUGCUGGAUCUCUGAUAGCAGCUGCAGUGGUCUGUGACAUCAACCUGAUUUCCAUUCAGAAUGAGAUGCUUGUUUUUGCCAAACAUCUGACAGCUCUCACGCUUGGACCACUAAACCCCUCUGUCAGUGUUUUCCACUGGUUGGAAGCUGUUUUAAACAAAUAUCUUCCAUCGGAUGCGCACCGUCGGGCCAGCGGUCGCCUCGGUGUUGCGGUGACCCGCCUGACUGAUGGGAAGCAACUCGUUGUGUCGGAGUUCCAAUCCAGAGAAGAAGUAUUACAAUCGCUGCUGUGUAGCUGUUUUGUGCCUGGAUACUCUGGCUUUCUGCCACCAACCUUCAGAGGAGUUCGCUACAUUGACGGAGGUUUGAGUGGUAUUCAGCCUGCCAGGCGGCCUGACUCAUCCAGUCACACGCUGACUGUGUGCCCCUAUUCUGGAGACACUGACAUCUGCCCUGUUGACCCGCCCUGCAUGUUUGAGAUGGUGGUGGACCGGACAAUCCUCAACUUGAACAUGACUAACGCCUUCAGGAUCCUGAACAGCCUUUGGCCCAUGACUCUGGAGGUCCGGUGCUUGGUUCUGAGUGGAGACAGGAGGUUGGCAUCAGAGACUGCGGAGGGAGUGUGGCGGUGGAGCAGCUCUUACUUUCUACAUUGUCCCUUCUCUUUGCAGACGUUGGAACAAGCCUUCUUUGAUGGCUACAAUGAUGGCAACGCUUUUCUUCAGAGCAAAAACCUUGCCCCAUCUGUGGUGCCUCACAAAGUGCUCCAAGGGCCACUGAGCCAUGACCCACAUAGUUCAUGGAGGCAUUUUGGAGCCACCAAAGAUGAAGAUGAGGAGACGAAGGUGGAAAAAGAGAAUAUGAGAAUGACAUCUCUUUCUAACUACAGAGCCAUGCAGAUGAUCUGCUCCACUGAGUCAAAACCCACUACAGAUAAUAUUCUCCAAUUUGACAUGGUCAAGAAAGUUUUAUUGGGCAAUAUGACAUCUAAUCUGAGCAUGUUUGGCCUACCUGUGAGAAUCUUUUCCACCCUGUUCCUGCCUCUCAUGGUGUCAUUUUAUGCUGUUCUCCAGAGUAGACAAAGAAUUAAGUUGCUGUUUAGUCAUUUUCCUGAGGUUGUUACCUGGACUUGGCAGAGCGUGAGAAAUUGCAGCUCAUUCUUUUUCAGCAUACUUGUAGGCACCUUCAAGAAGCUUAUAAAAGACAGGGUGAUGCACAUCAUCCUGCUGUUGCAAUGGCUGCACGUUGACAUACCAUAUGAAGUUCUAUGAAGUGAAAGGCAUUCAUUAUCUUCUGAUAUGCUUUCUUCCAUUCAGAAGACUUCAGUAGCAGGAAUUUGAAAAAUGAAGAAUCUUACAAGAGAACAAAAUGACAGUGCACAUCAAGAGUUCACAUGAAGUGUCAAGACUGCAUUCUUUCUCCAGCUCAUGACAUAUACUUUUUCAUACACUUUUUUGUCUGAUAAGGCCUGAGGGGGAGAUUUAGUACAUCCUUUAACCAUCCUGACAUUUGAAACAGUUACUGCUCAGCUGAUAUUUGUGAAAAAUUCUGAAUAACUUUCACUUGUCAUUUGAGUGCAGUUAAAACCAAGCCUCAAAGGAGUUCUGCUGAAGUUUUCACUGAAACAUGAAAAGUCAUGACUCCUC
Cololabis saira (Pacific saury) is the source of this 1895-nucleotide messenger RNA. RefSeq names its product patatin-like phospholipase domain containing 1 (gene pnpla1). Gene Ontology annotation, molecular function: triacylglycerol lipase activity. Bases 90 to 1520 code for a protein of 476 amino acids. The transcript has 10 exons. NCBI's taxonomy places the organism in Eukaryota, Metazoa, Chordata, Actinopteri, Beloniformes, Belonidae. Gene Ontology annotation, biological process: triglyceride catabolic process; lipid homeostasis. The record is from RefSeq and is a predicted model, not a curated record. Gene Ontology annotation, cellular component: membrane; cytoplasm; lipid droplet.